AUGAGCGACUUCUCAGCACAGUACACCAACGCGAAUAUCGCCCGAGAUGCGGCGACCUACGACAGUGCGCGUUUUCUCGCUCUGAAUGAGAAGAUUCGGAAACUUGAGCCUGCUACACACAAUGGAUUUACUAUUGCGCUUUUGAGUGCAAUGUUUUGUGCCCAACGCCGUGGAGACGCCGUAUCAGCCUUGUUCCGCGAUGCGACGAAGGACGAGUCGGAUGCAAGCGUAAAAGAGAUUUUCAUUACUGUCCGUGAAGCUCUUGCGCUCGUUGUGCCCUUUGUCGGGUUCCCCUCGUGCAUGCCGGCUGUAUUCGGUCUGGUCAACGAGUUGCGGGGCCGAGGUAUCGACCAAGUCCCUGUCCAGGAAAGAGUUGGAUUCGAUCAGAACGAUUAUACAACAGCAGGGAAAGCCGCAUUCAAACAGGUCUACCGCGGAGUGGGGAACAGUGAGGUGGGCAAGAUGCUGGAUCAGUAUUUCCCUGAACUUUCCUACUAUGCCGAUACAGCAGUGUUUGGAUAUCUCCUUAGUGGGAGCGACCUCUUCACUCUCAAAGAGAAGGAGUUGGUGCUUGCCUCGGGCAUCUUUGCACAAGGUGCAAUUCGGCAGUCACAAAGCCAUUGCAAGGCCUCUAUUCAACUCGGUAAUACCAUUGAGGUCGUUCAGGGACUAUUUGAGGCCAGUGUCGAGGUUGCACUCUGGAAUAACUCGCGUUUGCCGGGAAUGAUCGACGUACCCCAGCUGGCAGAGGAUGUGAAACGCAAUCUCGCCGCGGAAAGCCAGUAA
Molecule: messenger RNA, 786 nt
Organism: Penicillium paradoxum
Lineage: Eukaryota; Fungi; Ascomycota; Eurotiomycetes; Eurotiales; Aspergillaceae
Exons: 4
Coding region: 1-786 (261 amino acids)
Source: RefSeq, a predicted model, not a curated record